AUGGACCCUCUGGAACCUGCCGCCGCGCCCAAUACCUGCCAGCACACGCUGCGCACUCGCCGAGGCGACUACCUGAUCCAAGCGUCGUGGCCGCCCGCCUGGGGCGAAGACAGGAAGAGUCCAACCGAUCGGCCGGUGCCUAUCGUCUACCUGGUCGACGGCAACGCCUACUUCUUCUCCGCCACCGAGCUGGUCCGCCGCAUCCGCCACCUCCCCAAUGGCGCCGGCAACGCCCUCGUCGUCGCUAUCGGCUACCCGGCCUUGCGCUCCGCCCUGCACCAGCCGCGCCGCUCGGCCGACCUGACGCCGCCCAGCCCCACCUAUGCGCCCGUGCUAGGACGCGAUGGCAAGCCUCUUGCCGCCGAACAUGGCGGCGCCGCAGAGUUUCUCGACGCCAUCGAGAAGGAAGUCGUCCCUUUCGUCGCCAAGAAGGUGUUUCCGGACGUGCGCAUCGGGCCGCAGGCGCUGUGGGGCCACUCGUACGGCGGCCUGUUCGCGCUGUACGCGCUGUUCACGCGGCCGCGCUUGUUCGAUACCGUCGUCGCGGCGAGCCCGUCGGUGUGGUGGAAUGAGCGGCGGAUCGUGCAGGUGGAGAGGGAGUACAGGCGUGGAAAGCGGAGAGGAGAGGAGGAGGAGGAGCAGAGGUCGCAUGCGCCGCAGCUGUUUGUCAUGUAUGGAUCUGACGAGCAGUUUCCGAAGCGCUUCCAUCAUGAGUCGGAGGAGGAGUUUGCGGUGAGGAAGAAGCUUGCGGCGGAAAGGCGGAUGAAGGACAAUGCCAUUGAGAUGGGUAGUCGGCUGAGGGAUAGCGGGCUUCUGAGGAAGGUCUGGCUCCAGGAGUUUCAGGAUGAAGACCAUGGAAGCGCGGCGCUGUGCGCUUUGAGCCGUGGGAUUACUGGCUUCCUUGAGGCGUGUAGUUACUAA
This is a messenger RNA of Lasiodiplodia theobromae, 921 nucleotides long. RefSeq lists its product as uncharacterized. The coding region runs from base 1 to 921 and encodes 306 amino acids. Gene Ontology annotation, molecular function: hydrolase activity, acting on ester bonds. The record is from RefSeq and is a predicted model, not a curated record. The transcript has 2 exons. NCBI's taxonomy places the organism in Eukaryota, Fungi, Ascomycota, Dothideomycetes, Botryosphaeriales, Botryosphaeriaceae.